GGGACAAAAAACUGAUAUCAGUGAACAGCCUCAAUUCAGGGAAGGAAAACCUACACAUGUCUGGAGGUUUAGAGUAAAGUUUGCUCAUUCGACAAUGUCAAAGCCUGAGGGAUUAGCUAAGGGAAAUACCACGAAGGAGGAAAAUGAAGGUCCGAAAAGGGACACGUGGGUUCAGAAGAGGGAGUAUAUUUUGUCUAUGCUUGGCUACAGUGUUGGAUUUGGAUCGCUGUGGAGAUUUCCCUACCUUUGCAACAGAAAUGGAGGCGGUGCCUUCCUCAUCCCAUAUUUCACUGCAAUCAUCCUAUGCGGCAUUCCUUUAUUCUUCCUGGAGGUUUCCAUCAGCCAGUUCUCCAGCAGGAGUGCCACCCAUGUCUGGGUUCUAUGUCCACUGUUUAAAGGAAUUGGCAUCACCCAGCUAAUCAGUAGCAUUAUCGGAUCCAUGCCGUACGCUGUCAUCACUGCCUGGGCAAGUUAUUAUCUGAGCCAAUCCUUUAGAUCUUUAUUGCCCUGGACAACGUGUGACAACUGGUGGAACACCCCCGUCUGUAUCGAUAAGCUCACCAACGACUCAGCUGAAGUCAGUUUCAACAGCACCGUGGAACAACAACUCCUCCACAGGGCUGUAUGGAGAAAGCCAAACUCUACCAUGACGGCGUCUGAGGAGUUUUGGCAGUUCAACACCCUUCGUGUAUCAUCUGGGAUAGAUGAGUUGGGAUCUGUGGAGCCCCACAUGCUUCUCAGCCUCUUCUGUUCCUGGACUUUAGUGUUUCUGUGUGUGAUGAAAGGAGUGCGGUCUCUCGGGAAGGUAGUGUACGUGACCGCUGUGAUGCCGUACAUCCUCCUGACGGUGCUGCUGAUCAGGUCGUGCAUGAUGCCGGGAUCUGCCGACGGACUUCUGUAUUUUCUUCGUCCAGACUUCUCACGACUAGGUUCAGUUCAGGUAUGGCUUGAAGCUCUCCUCCAAGCCUUCUAUUCCAUGGGUCCAACGUUUGGCACGAUCAUCACUAUUAGCAGCUACAACAAAUUCCAUAACAACUGUCUUAGAGACGUGGCGCUGCUGACCGUCAUUGGAGAAGCCAGCAGCAUUUUCUGUGGAUUGGUUGUGUUCUCUACUAUGGGAUUCAUGGCUUACGAGGCUAAGAUCCCUAUAUCGGAGGUAGUCUCCUCAGGAGCAGGACUUGGCUUUAUUAUCUACCCUGAAGCUAUAGCCAAGCUGCCUCUGCCUCAACUGUGGUCAUUUCUUUUCUUCCUCACACUGCUAUCUUUGGGAAUAGAUACACUGUUUGGGUCAAUCGAGACAGUCAUAGCCGGGAUAGUAGAAGCCUUCCCACAGCAUCUCAAGAAGAGAAGAGUGCUCCUUUCAGGCGGAGUUUGUCUAGGCAUAUUUCUACUCUCUAUUCCUUACACGACAGAGGGUGGAGUCUAUCUCUUUCAACUUCUAGACUGGUAUACAUCCUCCUUCAGCGUCCUGCUCAUUGGCUGUUUAGAGUGUCUGAUAAUCGGCUGGAUCUAUGGUUCCAAGCGGUUCAACCUGGACGUGGAGAUGAUGCUUGGGCGACGAGCCCCUACAGUGCUGAGCUUCAUGUUAUCCUACAUCACCCCUGUCAUCAUGUUUGCGGCACUGAUCCUAUCUCUCUUCAUGUACGACCCGCCCAGCUACGGGACAUACAUAUAUCCAGUCCACGCCAAGGUGAUAGGAAUUCUUAUGGCAGUUCUCAUGACUGCACCGAUACCAAUCACACUUAUCUACCAAGUCGCACAGAGGAAAGGGACCAUCAUGGAGCGUCUCAAACUCGCAAGCGUGCCUUCUGAUGAAUGGGGCCCUGCUCGGACCGAACACAGGAAAAUGUAUCUGGAAAGAGAACACAUUCAACGAGAGAAACUAAUGUUGCCGGUUGUCGUGGAACCUGCUUCCCUAGAAAUAAAAUAGAUGUAUGGGUAGUUUCUAAUAAUAGAUAAUUUUCUAAGAUAUACAUACAUUCAUAUAACCAGGCUAUUUACUAAUGAGUAGAAAGUGUGUGAGUGAAUGAAUCAUCGCAUCGCAUCGUCAUAGAUCCCACGACUUUGUGUAUUUUGGGGUUCUACAUACAAACGCACACACGCGCACACAUACAUACAUUAUGCAAACGUGACUUAUUGUUACUGAUGAGGACUGUCUUGGUGACUAUUGUCUAACCAGCAAUGUUCCAGCUAUUUCACUGUCAGUAAUCAAGUUUGCAAAUCAAACAAAGUCACAGAGAUAGACCAAUCGGUCAUUGGCCAAGACAUAUGCAUCGGAAACAUGUCGUCUGCUCGCAAGAAAUGGAGCCAUUCUUCUCUCACGGUCUCUGUUAAUGGCAGUUUCCAAUGUGACUGUCAAGUGUUCUAUAAGUCUAGGGAUCGUGCUGGACAAGGAAGACAUUCCGGCAUGAAAGAACAGCAGAACCACAAGGCUGAGAACGUGAUCAGUGUUACUCUGUCCAGUGAUAUUGCCUUCCAAAGAUCAGAUCUGACUUGACUUGGUCUUAGAAAAAGUACUAACAUUACCUCGAAAGUCGGUUAUUUUGUGUUUUAGCGACUGUGAGCAAAUCAUUUUGUAACAGUAUUCGAGGUUCUGCCCCAACGUCAAAAUUCAGUUUGGUAAUGUUUCUUUUGUGCGUCAGUUUAUUCUUCCCUAUGUAUAUUCG
This is a messenger RNA of Haliotis rubra (blacklip abalone), 2666 nucleotides long. RefSeq names its product sodium- and chloride-dependent glycine transporter 2-like. The transcript has 14 exons. The coding region runs from base 95 to 1930 and encodes 611 amino acids. Gene Ontology annotation, biological process: sodium ion transmembrane transport. The record is from RefSeq and is a predicted model, not a curated record. NCBI's taxonomy places the organism in Eukaryota, Metazoa, Mollusca, Gastropoda, Lepetellida, Haliotidae. Gene Ontology annotation, cellular component: membrane.